Messenger RNA from Varanus komodoensis (Komodo dragon), 3066 nucleotides. It is a transcript of the gene CENPI, whose product is annotated as centromere protein I. Gene Ontology annotation, cellular component: kinetochore. Bases 241 to 2481 code for a protein of 746 amino acids. The transcript is spliced from 21 exons. NCBI's taxonomy places the organism in Eukaryota, Metazoa, Chordata, Lepidosauria, Squamata, Varanidae. The record is from RefSeq and is a predicted model, not a curated record.
UCCUACAGUAUGGUACCCUCCAGAUAUUUUGGACUACAUCUCGCAGCAUUCCCGACAGCCUUCAUAACCUUCACUUCCAACCCUCCUUUGGACAGAAGAACAAGACCUCUGUAUACAUCCACAAGGUAGCUCUCUGUUAAUUUGACGCAUCAACUGUGUACAUUGUUGGAAAAAUGGUUAAUACUGGCAAAUGAAAAUAACUGGACUAGUCUUAUACUUCUUUCCUUGGAAUCAAAAAGAAUGAAGAAAGGCAUAAAUGAGAAGCCAGAGAAAAAUCGGCCAGUUAAAUAUAGCAAACAAACUGAUCUCUCUGCAUGUGCAGUAAGUAGCACAAAGAGCGUGGGCAGCAAAAGUACACAGAAACACGGAGAUCAGCAGCUAUCCGCUGGUGAGGACUGCAGCCAAGAGCCCCUUGAAGAAGCUUUGUGCUAUUUGGAGAAAAUUAAAAAUCGCAUUCCUCUGAAGAAUGAAGUUUUGCAGGUACACUUGAUGACUGUUGAAACGAUUGCCCAGGAGAAAGGAUUGACACCUGAAGCAAUUGACAGCGUGUUGAACAUAGCACUCAGUGGCAAAUUUGCUGAAGCAGUAAAUACUCGACUACUGAAGAAUUUGAUUCCUUCUUCAGCAAUAAGAGAGGAUUCUAUCAUUUCAGCUGUGUCGUGGCUCUGUGUUGGGAAAUGUUCUCGGAAUACUCAGGUGAUCUUCUUAAAAUGGCUAAUUGCAAUGUUUGACUUCAUUGAUCAGAAGGAAAAGAUCAAUGCCCUCUAUGGCUGCUUCUUCAGCUUUUUGCAAGAUGAGAAACUGCUUCCCUUUGUUUGCCAUGUGCUUUAUUUGCUGACCAGAAGAGAGAAUGUGAAACCUUUUCGUGUGAGGAAGCUCCUAGAUCUACAAGCCAGGAUGGGAGCAGAACCUCCUCUUCAAGCUUUGCUAUCAAUGUACAAGAGCUUUGCUCCUGAAAUGGUGUCUGUAACUCUGCCUACAAAUGCAAAGAUACGGUUUAGGAAUUCAGAGAACAUGUGGAAAACAGCAAUCAGCAAUGUAAAACGCCGAAUCUAUGGAAUGCCUACAUCCCAGCCAAAUUUAGUAGGCACUGGUUGUGUCCAGGCCCAGAAAAGAAAAUGGAAUGUGAAGUUGGCACUGCCUGUGUGCAGCAGCAAAUCUGGUUACUCAAAUGAUAGCCAAAAGUCUGACUACACCUAUCUCACUCACACCAAAUUCUUCCCAGUUGAGCAGUUGCGGACUUUUCCCCAGCUUUUGCAGAACAUCCGUUGUUUAGAGCUUCCUUCCCGAAUUGGUUCAAUCUUAGGAAGCCCUCUGUUGCUCCACUACAUCAACUGUGUCAAAGAUGACUCCAUUUAUCAGAGGAUGUAUUACUGGAUGGGCCAAACAUUCAGAGAAGAAUGCCCUUGGUAUAAGAUUGAAAACCAGCAAUAUGAACUUGAAUUUAAAGACUUCUUGGAGAAUGUCUUGGAAGCAGAGAGUUUCUUGCAGGAAGGCUUCUCAUCCUGUGAGGAAUUCUUGUACAGGAGCCUGCCGUUCUGGGAUGGCUGCUGCUGUCAGUCACAGGUUCUGCAGCUGGUGAGCUGGAUCCCCCUUAGCACUUUCUCAGAAAUGAAGCCUUAUCUCUGCAAGCCAUUGACACAGCUUUUCCUCACCUCAUCCAUUUAUUUUAAGUGUGGUGUUCUUGAAAGCCUGAGGGAGCUGUUACUGAACUGGCUAAACUGGCACAUUAUGCAAGCAGACACGGCAACAGGGUUGAAUGCAGAUACCUUAAACACCACCUUUUCUGGCCUGGUCAACUCUGUGGCAGAAUUCAUCCACUUUGUAGGCUGGCUCUCAACUCUGGCUCUGCGCUUAGAGAAGAACUCUGCGUUCUUGAUGCACUUCAUCCUGGAUUUCUAUGAGAUAGUGUGUGACGUAUAUCAGAAAUUCAACCUGCCAUUGGUUGUGAUGCCUCCUGCUGGAGUCUUUUAUCCAGCAUUGCUCAGCAUGGACUGUGUUACAGUUGACCGUCUCUGCCAUAUUAUGUACAGGUAUCGGACCAACUUGAUAGCUGCAAAGCAAAAUCAAAAGGCUAAAAAGACCAUGCUGCAAUUCAAGUUCAGUAGCCAGACUUGCAAGGAGUACAACCAAUACAUAACAGCCAUAGUCGGGUGCCUGUGGACCUCAAAUGUAUUCCAGAAAGAUAACCACCCUCAAGGGCUCAAUGUGGACCAAGCAGUACUAGAGAAGACCAGGGUGCAGGACUACAGAAAGGGCUUGAACAUAGUUUACCAUCCUGCCCUGACAGGUUAUGCUAUACUCUUCCUGAAGCAGGCAGAAUCAGAAGACAAAACCCCAAACUUAAGAUUAAUACAGGGCAAAAGGUGGGAAUGGUACCUGGAAUAUCUCUACGCGCAAGAGUUACACGGCCUAAAACUCUUCAUUGAAAGUAGCAUCAGUCGUGUUUCUCAGUCUUCUCUAAUGAAAGCAAGCAAAUGAAUGGAAACAAACUGAUUCUUACAGACUCCAACUACCCAAGCUAAAAUAUUAGAUGCUGUUGAACUCCCGUUUAUAAGAAGAGUAUCUCUCCAUAUCUUGGCCAUUGACACCUUAAUGGACAACCCAAGGCUGAACAGCAGGGGUGGAGCUGUAUGUUCUUGCCAGUUUGAUGGAACUUUCCAUCUUUUGGCAAAUGGCAGUUUUUAAACUGAAAAGUUUACAUGUGCACUCAAGUCAGAAACGGGGCUUACCGAAACAUCACUGUUUCAGUUCAGUACUGGAAAUACUAUGAAAGGUGGGGAUUAUGGUGACAAACAAUUUCCACAUUUUGGACAGAAGCAGUAUAACCUGUGUAGCACACAUACUGUUGGUCUGCGACAGUUGGAACACCUUGGUGUUACAUAUCAUCACAAAACCCCUGCAGCUGUUGCAGUGACUGGCUAAAUUCAUUUUUCCUGUGUGAUUUGUAGCUAUGUAUAUAUCUGUAUAAUAUAUAUUUAUAGAACAAAAUAUGAUCUGUAAUUUUAUGGUUACUGUUUUUAUUGUAUUAGCACUGAAAUUAGAUUAAGUACAGGAUCUCUUCUG